Dictyostelium purpureum is the source of this 675-nucleotide messenger RNA. RefSeq lists its product as uncharacterized. Lineage: Eukaryota; Evosea; Eumycetozoa; Dictyosteliales; Dictyosteliaceae. The coding region runs from base 1 to 675 and encodes 224 amino acids. Gene Ontology annotation, molecular function: protein-lysine N-methyltransferase activity. Gene Ontology annotation, biological process: peptidyl-lysine monomethylation; peptidyl-lysine dimethylation. The transcript is spliced from 3 exons. Gene Ontology annotation, cellular component: cytoplasm. The record is from RefSeq and is a predicted model, not a curated record.
AUGAGUAUGAUAUUGAAGCGGAAGUUGAAGUUUGAUAGCUCUAUUUUGGGCACUAAAGGACAUUGGGAUGGCGCAUAUGAUAGAGAAUUAGAUUGUUUCGAUGAAACUGGCGAUGUAGGUGAAAUUUGGUUUGGUAAAUCAUGCCUUAAAACUAUGGUUAAAGCAGUUUCUCAAUUACCAGAAUUAAAUAAAGAAUCAAAAAUGAUUGAUUUAGGAUGCGGUAAUGGAAUGACAUUAAUAGAAUUGGCCAAAUUAGGAUUUAAAAAUUUACAUGGUUCAGAUUAUUCAGAAAAAGGUAUCGAAUUAGCAAAGAAAAUUAGAGAUCAAGAAAAUUUUGAAUUUAUAAAUUAUUUUAUUGACGAUAUUACAAAAUCAAAUAUACAAGAAACUUUUGAUGUAGUUUUGGAUAAAGGUACAUUCGAUGCCAUUGCAUUAUCAGAAAAUAGAGACGAAAUGAAAAUACUUUAUAAACAACAUGUCGAAACAAUUUUAAAAUCAGAUGGUUUAUUUAUUAUUACAAGUUGCAAUUACACUGAAAACGAAUUAAAGAAAUAUUAUACUGGUGACGGAGACCAAUCUAAUUUUAUUUAUAUGACAAAUGUACAAUAUCCAGUAUUUAAAUUUGGUGGUUCAAAAGGUUCAACCCAAACCACUUUAAUAUUUAAAAAAAAAUAA